AAACGACUUCUGCUUCUCCUCCGAAUCCUGGAACCUGAAAGUCAAAAAGCAAAAUGCAAACCCAUCAACAAAUUACUUAUCGUCAAUUCCAUUCCAAUACAAUAGGACCACAACAUCCAUUACGAGUCAUUGCUCAUUGUGAUAUUGAUGCUGCUUAUGCUCAAUUCGAACAAGUCAGAUUAAAGAUCGCACCUGAAAAACCAUUAGCAGUCCAACAAUGGAAAGGAUUGAUUGCUGUAAAUUAUCCAGCUAGAGAAUUUGGGAUCACAAGACAUCUACCAUUUGAUGAAGCAUUAAAGAAAUGUCCGAAUUUGAUAUGUGUUCAUGUAGCGACCUAUGCACAAGGAGAUUCCGAAACCGAAGCUAAAUAUCAUGAAAACCCAAAACCAGAGACACAUAAGGUUUCAUUAGAUCCAUAUAGAAGAGAAUCAGUUAAGAUUCUCAAAAUCUUUUCUGAAAGUUGUGAUUUAAUAGAAAAAGCUUCAAUCGAUGAAGCUUUUUUAGAUUUCUCAAUUCCAGUUCGAGAUAUACUUAUCAAUCGUUAUUCAGAUUUACUUUCAACAUCAAAGACUAACAACUUGGAUGAUUUCUUACCACCUCCACCUCAAUUGGAUUGGAAAUCUACAGAACAUAAUCUUAUUUUAAAUACAUCUGAUUCAGAAGUGGAUGAGAUGAUGACGACUACUUGGACAGAUGUAGCGUUAAUGAUUGGUGCUGAAUUGAUGGCUCAGUGUCGGAAAGCUGUCUUUGAUCAAUUAGGUUAUACAUGUUCUGCUGGAGUGACGUCUAACAAGAUGCUAGCCAAACUUUGUUCGUCCUACAAAAAACCAAACGCACAAACCGUUCUCAGACCAUCCUGUAUCAAAUCCUUCUUACGCGAUUUAGAAGUUUCCAAAAUCCGAUUCUUAGGAGGUAAACUAGGUAAAUCAUUAAUCGAACUGAUUCACCAUCCUUCUCAAGCAACAGCAGCAGAAGAAGAAGCAGAAGAGUCAAUUCGAACUACUGUAGGAGAAGUAUGGAAUUUAGAUUUAAGUUUGUUACAAAACAAAUUAGGUGAUGAGACGGGAAUGUGGGUUUGGGAGAUUGUGAGAGGGAUUGAUAAGACUGAAGUGGAACCGAAGACUCAGGUGAAGAGUAUGAUGUCGUCUAAAAACUUUCGUCCUUCGAUAUCGAGUUGGGAAGAAGGAAUUCAUUGGUUAAGGAUCUUAUCUACUGAUCUGUUGGCUCGAUUAAAUGAAGCUAGAACUCUAACUCCAGGCAUAUGGCCUAAAACGAUCGUGAUGCAUAAACGAGAUGGGAAUUAUAAUUCGACAGCUAAACAGAUUGGAUUCCCAUUUACACAGAAAUUAGAUCGAUUGUAUAUUUUUAAUUUAGGACAAAGACUUUUACAAGAGUUUGUGAUCAAGGAGAAUUCAAAGAAGAAAGAGUUGGGUAAGAUUACAAGUUUGUGUCUUGCUUUUCAAACUCUUGAAAGACUUGAAAGUGGUCAACAAGGGAUUGAAGGGUUUUUUAAACAGGAUAAAGGAGUAAAGGAUUUCAGUAGGUUGCUGAAGGAUGGAGCUGGACAGUCAUUAAGGAAUGAUCCUCAACAGGGUUCUGAACUUGGAAAAGAGUCGAAAGAAGAAUCAGUUAAACUUCAAGGCAGUUCAUCAACCCUAAAACUUAAACCCGAAGGAGUCUUGACGAAUUUCUUUAAUCCACCUAAUCCUACAACACUUUCUAAAUCCAGAUUGGAAUAUAAAUGUGAUAGAUGUGAAAAGAUGAUCAGAUUAGAAACCCGAGAAGAAUGGAAAGAAAGUCAAGAAGAAGAAGAAGAAAGGUUUCAUAAGUUGAAGGUUGAACAUUCUGAUGAACAUUUUGCAAAAGAUUUGUGGAAUGAAGAUCGGAGGGUGGGUCCUGAAGAAGAAGAAGAAGAAGAACAGCCUAAGAAAAAGAUGAAGGUUAGAAAGAAUGAAGAAGCAGAUGAAGAAGAUGAAAGUAAGAUGAAGAAGAUUAAGAAGAAGAAGAAAGGAGGAGGGAUUGAUUUGUUUUUUAAACCUGUGGGUGAAAGUUCUGGUAGGGGUCAAAAAUGAUAGGAUUUUAAUCUUUCUGGUUGGGAUCAUAUUGAUUUGGAUUUUAAAAGGAUCAUUAGAUGAGAACUCACUCUGUAUGUAUCUAUACUUGUCUUGUAUUUUUUGUUCCUUUCCUUUGAAUGGAUUGUGAAAGUCAACAGUUUUCUUGGAUUUGUAUCAAUUUUAUUAACCAGAUUAAAUCCUCAGUUUCUGGACAUAUCAAAGGAGUGUUUUUUUUGUUCAUGGUUGUUAAGUUUUGUUAUUAGGAAGUUUGGUUUUGUGUAAAGUAUAUUGAGUUUAAAGUGAUUUGUUAAUGUAGUAAUCUAUGAAUCUGAUGGAUGAUGGUC
Messenger RNA from Melampsora larici-populina 98AG31, 2398 nucleotides. RefSeq lists its product as uncharacterized. Lineage: Eukaryota; Fungi; Basidiomycota; Pucciniomycetes; Pucciniales; Melampsoraceae. The record is from RefSeq and is a predicted model, not a curated record. The coding region runs from base 54 to 2072 and encodes 672 amino acids. Gene Ontology annotation, molecular function: damaged DNA binding; DNA-directed DNA polymerase activity. Gene Ontology annotation, biological process: error-prone translesion synthesis; response to radiation. Gene Ontology annotation, cellular component: nucleus; site of double-strand break; replication fork. The transcript has 8 exons.